This is a messenger RNA of Photinus pyralis (common eastern firefly), 867 nucleotides long. RefSeq lists its product as uncharacterized. The record is from RefSeq and is a predicted model, not a curated record. Gene Ontology annotation, molecular function: nucleic acid binding. Bases 1 to 867 code for a protein of 288 amino acids. The transcript has a single exon. Lineage: Eukaryota; Metazoa; Arthropoda; Insecta; Coleoptera; Lampyridae.
AUGCCACGAAGAUAUGUUUGUUUUACUGAAGAAAAACUUGAUGUUGCUAGAAAACUUUAUGCUAGUGGCAGAAGUGCAAAAGAUAUUAUGGAAGCCACUGGUGAAAGUCUUCGUUCAGCGCAGAAAUUCAUUUCCCACACUAGGUCCGAAUUUGUUGAUGGACCUCUGCGAAAUUUUGAACUAAACAAGAAAGGAAGAAAACCAAACAACAAUGGAGAGUUAUGGGACGCUAUAGAGAAUAUACUGGUGCAAGAAUGUACAUUGACCAUUCAGCAGAUUAUAGAAAGACUUCCAGGACAUUUGAAAUGCAAUCGCAAUAAAGUUGCAAAAGUGCUAAAACAGCAUUCAUACAAGAAAAAAAGAGCAAAGAAAAUUCCACAUGAACGAAAUUCGCGGGCGAAUAUUCAAGCUAGAAAAAUGUAUGCCACCGCAAUGGCAGCCGUGAAUGAUGAUAACAUGAUUUUUAUUGAUGAAUCAGGAUUUAACCUACAUUUAGGGCCUUUAUAUGGGUAUACUCCCCCAGGAAUCACGCCGUCAGUAGAAGUUCCUGGAAAUAGAGGUACCAACAUCUCACUUUUACUUGCAAUUGGUGCAAGUAAAAUUGUUGGAUUUUUUACAAGAGUUGGAGCUAUUAACUCUAACGAUUACAAAACUUUUCUUGAAACUGUUGUUUUGCCUCAAAUAGAAGACGAUAUUAUAAUUAUGGACAAUGCCCGCAUCCAUCAUGCCAAUGAUGUCUCUAACUUCUUUAGGGAAAAUAAUGUUAGGCACAGAUAUUUACCUCCUUACUCCCCUCAACUUAACCCGAUAGAAGAAGUUUUUUCAAUGAUAAAGUCAUCUUCGACCAAAGCCACGUACAGGCGAUAA